This is a messenger RNA of Rhizopus microsporus ATCC 52813, 2835 nucleotides long. RefSeq names its product composite domain of metallo-dependent hydrolase. The coding region runs from base 1 to 2835 and encodes 944 amino acids. Gene Ontology annotation, molecular function: hydrolase activity, acting on carbon-nitrogen (but not peptide) bonds. The transcript is spliced from 9 exons. NCBI's taxonomy places the organism in Eukaryota, Fungi, Mucoromycota, Mucoromycetes, Mucorales, Rhizopodaceae. The record is from RefSeq and is a predicted model, not a curated record.
AUGCUCAACAGUUAUGCUGAGAUAAAUCAACAGAGCUUAUGGAACAACGACAAUGGCAAAGUAGUAUCUCCUGGUAUCUCUUUCGACUCCUUUGAGUAUGGAUUAUCCAAGUGUCAGUUCAAUAUAGAAAGAAAUCGUGUAAGUACAAAUACGACUCGUCCUCGACAUAGGAAUCCGCGUGCAGCACCAGAAGCCGAACGCGUCCUGAUUCGAAAUGGCCAUAUCUGGCUAAAGGAUCAUUACUUGGAAGGAGGCGAUAUCUAUUUGGAAAACGGGUUGAUUGCAGCUGUUGGGAAAAAUUUACAAGUGCCUUCAGAUACUCGCAUCGUGAACGCCGGUGGUCGUGUUGUUACACCAGGUAUCAUUGAUAUGCAUUCCCAUAUGACCGUUGAUGCCUUGGAUGGAUUAUCCGCGUCCGAUGAUACAAAUGAAAUGACUGACCCUACCACACCUUAUGUUCGUGUUAUUGAUGCACUUAAUCCAACUGACCCUGGUAUCAAGAUUGUGGCCAGCGGAGGCAUCACGACUUCAUUGAUUCUCCCUGGCUCUGGAAACUUGAUGGGAGGCGAGGCAGCCGUCAUCAAGCUUAGACCUGUCUCUACCCUCUCUGCACAAGAUAUGCUCGUAACCUCCGGCGUCUCGGAUGAGGAUCAGGAGGUCAUCUGGCGUUACAUGAAAAUGGCUUGUGGUGAAAACCCAAAGUCGUUCUAUGGUAGCUCUAACCGAAUGCCAUCAACUCGUUUGGGCGAAAACUACUUGUUUCGUAGAAGGUUUGAGGAAGCACAAAAAUUGAAAAGAAAACAAGAUGACUGGUGUGAUGCUGCGGAGAGAAUCAAGAAGAUGAAGGACGAUGACGAUAAACAGGAUCUGAUUCGUCUCUCUGAAGGUUAUCCAGAAGAUUUGAGUCUGGAUAGCCUUGUUGCUCUUUUGCGUCAUCAGAUCAACCUGAAUGUCCACUGUUAUUUGCCUCAAGAUUUUGAAGCCAUGGUUCACCAUUCGCUUGAAUUCGACUUUGAAAUUGCCGCUUUCCAUCACGCAUUAAGUGCUUGGCAAGUACCUGAUAUUAUAAAACGUGCCAAGACAAACAUCACAGUGGCUACUUUUGGUGAUAUGUGGGGAUAUAAGGCUGAAGCUUUAAAUCAAAAUGUUCAUGCACCAAAGAUCUUGGACAAGGCAGGUAUUCCUGUCGCCUUCAAGAGCGAUCACCCUGUCAUGAAUUCUCGUGAUUUGGUACAUGAAGCACAAAAAGCAUACCACUACGGCUUCAAUGAGCAUAAAGCAUUACAGGCACUUACCACUGUUCCUGCAAAUUCCUUAAAGUUGGGACACCGUCUGGGCAGUAUUGAAGUAGGCAAGGAUGCGGAUAUUGUCAUAUGGGAACGUCAUCCAUUAAGGCUUGGAGCCAGACCAAGACAUGUCUUUGUGGAUGGUGCUGAGUUAGAUUUCAAAAAAUCAUGGACGAACACUCUAAUUGAAGAAGACAUGCAAAAGCACUUUGAUGUAAAGAAUACAAGUGAUGACGAGGAUGAAGCAAGCAAGCACUUACUUCCUGGCUUUUCUGAUAGCACAAUGCGUUUGGAAGAUCAUGGCCUCAAUAACCCUACUUCAUUCCAUGAUGCUUGCUCAAAGGACGUGAAUUCUUUUGUUUUACGCAAUAUUAGCCGAAUUUAUACAAACGCUAGUCAGAUUCUGGACGCAGAAGGCUCUGGGCUGUACUUAAUCGUUGAUCGUGGAGUUAUCACCUGUUUAGGUAAAAACUGUGAUCGUGAUCAUAUUGAAUGGCCAAGCAACAGCCCUGUAUUUGAAAUGGGGGGUGCGGUAGUUAUUCCGGGUAUUGUUUCUGUCGGUGUACCUCUUGGAUUACUCGAAAUUCAGAUGGAGUCAUCAACACAGGAUGGAGAAGCAAAGAAUGACAUCAGAGAUGGCGAUUUGUACAAGAAGGUCGUGCGUGCUGUUGAUGGCCUCAAGUUUAAUGGAUUGCAUCUUCAAAAGGCGUACAAAGCUGGUGUUACAACUGCAAUCUCUCAACCGCUGGUAGGGUCUGGCAUGUUAGCAGGCGUAUCAACAGCUUUCUAUACUGGCGUAGAAAACACUGUGUUGGACCAUCUUGAAGCUCUGGUAAAAGAAGAAGCCGCUUUAAGCUUUGUCAUUCAACACACUGGACCAUUGACCGUAUCUCAACAAAUUGCUGCUAUACGUGAUCUGCUAAUUUCAAAUAUAAAAAAGGAUGCUUUCAAGAAUGUAUUUGCCCGUGCAGCUCAAGGAGAAAUCCCUGUUGUAGUUCAAACAGACGAUAAGGACGAAAUAGCAUCCAUCUUACUGAUCAAACAGCAAAUUGCCAAGGACUAUGAACGCGAGGUCAAUUUUGUUAUCCUAGGUGGUGCAGAGUCCCAUCUGGUCGCAAGUCACUUGAGCCGGCUUGAUGUUCCUGUUAUCUUGAUGCCUGCUCGAUGCUACCCAACGACAUGGCAAUCUCGCUUUUGUCUAUCUGGUCCACCAUUGACGCCUGGUACUGUUCUUGAUGUUUUAUUGAAGCAUAAAGUACGUGUUGCAUUAGGUUCUACCGAUGUAGAUAACGGAGAUGCUCGUAACUUGAUCUGGGAAGCUGGUUGGAAUCUUGCUCAUAAUCCGGAAUAUACACCUCAGGAUGCAGUAGGUCUUAUAACAUGGAAUGUUGCAACCAUGUUUGGAUUGAAGGAAGAAGGAGUUCUCAGUGUAGGAGGAAAGGCAAACUUUGUUGCUUAUAAUAAUAAUCCAUUUGAAUUUGGUACUCGUGUGCUUAUGGUGAAUGGUGGAGGCCGAUCAGGCCCUACUUGUUUUCCUAAACAAACUUGA